AUGGCUCCCGCUGCCAUCUACGACGACAAGGACGUCAGCGUCCCGUUCGUCAGCGCCGCCAAGUCCGGCCGGGCCCUCGAGGACAUUUCCGAUGCCAUCGACGAGGUCAACGUGUUGAAGGACGAACGCACCGCCACAAAGGCAAAGACAAACACAAGCACAACCCAGAAACCUGCCUACAACGAGGAGUCCGUGUUUGACCAGGACAAGGACAAGACCCAGUUCCGCCAGUACGACGACGCCUGCGACCGCGUCAAGGCCUUUUACCGCGAGCAGCACGAGAAGCAGACCGUCGCCUACAACCUCAAGGCACGCGCCCGCUACCACGCCGCCUCGCGGACGCGCGAGGCGAUGACCAUCUGGGAGGCCAUGGAGAAGCUCAACACGCUCAUUGACGCGUCCGACCCGGACACGGAGCUGAGCCAGAUCCAGCACCUGCUGCAGAGCGCCGAGGCCAUCCGCCGCGACGGCAAGCCCCGCUGGAUGCAGCUCACCGGCCUCAUCCACGACCUCGGCAAGCUGCUCUACUUUUACGACGCCGAGGGCCAGUGGGACGUCGUCGGCGACACCUUCCCCGUGGGCUGCGCCUUUGACCGCGAGCGCAUCAUCUACGCGGACUCGUUUGCCGCCAACCCGGACGCCGCCCACCCCGUCUACAGCACCGAGUUUGGCAUCUACUCGCCGGGCUGCGGCCUCGACAACGUCAUGCUCUCGUGGGGCCACGACGAGUACCUGUACCACGUCGUCAAGGAGCAGAGCCUGCUGCCGGCCGAGAGCCUGGCCAUGAUCCGCUACCACUCCUUCUACCCGUGGCACAAGGAGGGCGCGUACCGCCAGCUCAUGUGCGCCAAGGACCACGCCAUGCUGGAGGCGGUCCAGGCGUUCAACCCGUACGACCUCUACAGCAAGAGCGACGACGUGCCGAGCGUCGAGGACCUGAAGCCGUACUACCUGGAGCUGAUUGACGAGUUCUUCCCGCAAAAGGUGAUUCUGUGGUAG
Messenger RNA from Sporothrix brasiliensis 5110, 999 nucleotides. RefSeq names its product inositol oxygenase. Gene Ontology annotation, cellular component: cytoplasm. The coding region runs from base 1 to 999 and encodes 332 amino acids. The record is from RefSeq and is a predicted model, not a curated record. Gene Ontology annotation, biological process: inositol catabolic process. Gene Ontology annotation, molecular function: iron ion binding; inositol oxygenase activity. NCBI's taxonomy places the organism in Eukaryota, Fungi, Ascomycota, Sordariomycetes, Ophiostomatales, Ophiostomataceae. The transcript has a single exon.